AUCAUUAUAUUCGUAACUGGUUAGUUCUAGAAUAGCUUUUGCAAAAGCUGUUAACAAUAAUGGCUUCAGCAAAUUUCAAUUCAGCGGAUGAAGAUUCGUGGUAUUUUGGGAUGGUAAGCAGGAAAGAUUCGCAAAACAAGCUACUCCACCAAAAGCAUGGAUCUUUUUUGGUGCGAGACAGUACUACAUGUCCCGGUGACUAUGUUCUCUCUGUUAGUGAAAAUAGCAAAGUGAGCCACUACAUUAUCAACAAACAGGAAAAUAGACUUAAAAUUGGAGACCAGAUGUUUGACUCAAUGCCAGAGUUGCUCGACUUUUACAAAGUUCAUUAUUUGGACACAACUACUUUGAUUGAGCCAAUUCCUAAACCUAUUAAACCACAGCAAACAGUCAAUCCGAUUGGAUCCGGAAUGGUUAACAUGUCAUCCAUUACCUCGCCAAUCAAAGAGCCAGAAGUUGCAAAAAAGAGAGAAGGACUUCCUAUGAUGGUGCGUGCGCUCUUCGAUUUCAAGAGUGAUGAUGUAGAUGACCUUCCUUUCUCAAAACACGAGAUUCUGGAGGUAAUAGAGAAGCCAGAAGAAAAUUGGUGGAAUGCGAGGAAUGCACAAGGCCGUAUAGGACAGAUCCCUGUUCCAUAUGUUGAGCCCUAUGUUAUGAAUCGUAAUUCAACCCCUGGAACAUAUCAGAUGCCUGGUGCACAGUUGGUUCUUCAGCCACGACCAACUUCUAUGCCUUCUAGAACAGGACCUGUGUUUGCUGAAGUAAUCACAAGAAGAGUUCCUAAUGCAUACGAUCCAACUGCAUUGGCUUUAGAGGUUGGAGACAGAAUUCAAGUGACACAGAUGAAUAAGAGUGGACAGUGGGAGGGCAUAUGCAACAACAAACAAGGCAAAUUCCCAUUCACCCACGUUAAACUUAUUGACUUCAAUGAUAGUGGUAAAUCUUGAUGUACCCAAUUCAUGUUUUUUUCUUUUUAAAGAGCAACUAUUUGCAAAUAAGAGGUCGUGUUUACCGGGCCAAAUAAUACUCAUUGGUAAUUACAAUAUUUUUAAGCCAUUGUGUUGCAAAUUGAAAUCAUUGCAAAUGAAGGUAACAUCGUAACAUCCUGGUCCUGAUGUCGACUUUUACUGUAGCAUAUCAACACUUAAUACCUGUAUUAGGUAUUGACUUAACCAAAUCCUAUUAACACUAAUACUGCUUGCAGAUAUGUUUUAUUUUAACCAAUUCUUUGUUUUGGUUACAAAACGAUUUUAGAAGAACUAGCAUAAAAGAUCCAUGCAUAGGCCUAUAGUUAAAAAUUUUACAGUAUUAGUACAAUUCAAAACUAAUGCGUAUACAAAUGUGUAAACAUACAGUAAUAAUUAUUUAAAGUUGUACCUACAACUGGGCAAUAAUGGUUUUAUGACACACUUACGUGUUAUACUGUUAUGUAAUGUUUGAAUCUAAUUUUUUGACCAUUCACACAUUAAUUCAACGGCAGUUUCCCAAUUUUCAUAAUUGCUGUCGCUGAGCAUUUUGUUGCAUCGACUGUUUGCAAAUAUCCAAUAUUACUCGAUUUUAUAUUUUUGUUGGACGUUUUAACAAACUCUUUAACAACUGUAGAUAUUCUAGUUAUAUUUAUCUAAUAUAUCGAUCAGUUAAAACGCUUUUUGCUAUGUUAAAUUUACGGAACAGCUAAUAUAUUGACCUACUGUAUCAAGACAGCUGUCAAUUGAUGCAAAAUGUUCAGUUUUUUUUAAUUAAUUUUCCUUUCUUGUCUAAUAUGUGUAUAUAUACAUUUCUACAAAACGUUUCUUGUAAUUUAACAAUCAACAGUUUCAACUUUAGGUUUUUAUCUUUUCAAAUCACCCUCAGCAUGCACUCACUAUGUGUGGUUUGUGCUUGUGUGUGUUCGUGUGACACACUCGCCAGUUGAACUAUGUGCCUUUCACGCAUUGUUCAAACCCAUUGAACGUUCUUGUACAAUACCAUCUCAAUAGCAUAAACUUUGGUUUUAUCGCUUGUAGUUUAUUAUCGCUAAAUUAAGCCAUCGUGGAAAUUUCCUAUCUGUUGUUAACUACAAUAACAAGACAUCGAACAUUACCGUUUUAAUCAAAAGGAUUUUGUUAUUAAAUCAGAUUUUGCUACUAAUCGUUUUUCGUGUUUAACGUAGUUGCGCGUUAACUUAUUGACUCAAACCACGCGAUCGGAUUCAGAAUCAUGCUUUUGUGUACGUUAACGUUAUCAAUACGUUUUUUUCGCGGAUACUAAAUUAGUAAUUUAUGCGCUAUGUUGUUUGUGCUGCGUGAAUGAUAAACGGCAAUUGAUAUGUAACGUUCACCAACUAAGAGUAACGUUUUAUACUUGCUGGUUACAAGUAAAAUCCGAUGUAAUUAUUCUGUCUGGUUCCCGGUGCUUCUCAUAUUCACACGUCAGAGUUGACGCUCAUAGUAUUUGGUAUUCGAUUUCCAGUUAGUAAACGGACAGUGUUCUGUGUUAACGAUUCCAAAAACUGAACUCAUUUUGUUAAACCUUUUGCAUGUUAUUACGUCAUGCCAUUGUCGUAUAGACUGGCGGGCAGCUCAUUUUAACCAUUGUGUAUAAUGUUUAGUGUUUUGGAAAACCACGUCGUAUUUUUUCAUUUCUUUGUAUUGUCUCCGCAACCACUGGAACUUAUUUUUAGCCUUUUAAAGUGUCUGCAGUUUCAGCGUGAUCUGUUUUUGGAAUCCGCGGCUUUUUGUUUCCUUAGUGAGCAAGUGUAAAGUAUCGUUGUUAUAACUGCAAAAUAUAAUGAUUUAAACAAAAACGAA
Molecule: messenger RNA, 2789 nt
Organism: Ciona intestinalis (vase tunicate)
Lineage: Eukaryota; Metazoa; Chordata; Ascidiacea; Phlebobranchia; Cionidae
Source: RefSeq, a predicted model, not a curated record